Molecule: messenger RNA, 5752 nt
Organism: Scatophagus argus
Lineage: Eukaryota; Metazoa; Chordata; Actinopteri; Scatophagidae
Gene: stard5
Product: StAR-related lipid transfer (START) domain containing 5
Exons: 6
Coding region: 450-1085 (211 amino acids)
Molecular function (GO): lipid binding
Source: RefSeq, a predicted model, not a curated record
UCCCGUCGUAUUUCAGAAAAUUCAUUCAUCUGCUUUUCUGACGUUUUCAUCGAGACAGACGUGGCCUGUAGUGUGGUAUUAAGACAAGCAAGGUUUUACAGUUAACUUGUUAAUAGUUAAUUGGCAUGGUUGUAGAUGCUGUUUCCGGUACACAUAACACGUACCUGCGAGCUAGCAGUUGACGAUGCAGGCAUCGCAUUGCACUUUUCAUUCAUUUUGGCUAGCUUUGUAGUGGCGGUUUACGCUCACCUGAGCAGGUUUUAGUCUGUACUUGCUUACGUUAGGUAAUGCUAGUGCUACUUGUCGUUCCCGCUCUUGUGUUAUACAGGCCAGUUACAGUGUGACUUUUAUCUGUUGAGUUGAGAUAUAACAGUGCCGUGUGUCAACCACAUAGCUGUUGUAACGUUAGCUAGCCUGUGAACAAGGUAGCGUUCUCUUCACUAACUAUUAUGGAUUAUGAACAUAAAGCGAUCGCAGUGGCUGACUGCUUACUGAGCUACAAGAGGGAUGAGUCCGGAUGGAAAGUCUGCAAGAAAUCGAAUGAUGUGGUUGUGUCUUGGCGGCCCUCGUCCGAGUUUCCUGGGAAUGUUUAUAAGGGGGAGGGGAUUGUCAUUGGCAGCCCAGAAAAAGUUUGGGAGUGUCUGAAACCAGUACCCAAUGGAAUGAGAGUCAAGUGGGACAACAAUGUCAAAAAGUUUGAGCUUUUGGAACAAAUCACAGAGGACAUCUCUAUCUGCAGAACAGUCACGCCUUCAGCAGCUAUGGGUAUCAUAGCUCCACGAGACUUUGUAGAUGUUAUUUUAGUUAAGAAAUACGAAGAUGGCACCAUUUCAUCAAAUGCCACCAACGUGAGUCAUCCAGGCUGUCCUCCCCAGUCGGGCUACGUGCGAGGGUUCAACCAUCCAUGUGGUUGCGUCUGUGUGCCCAUCCCAGGAGAGCCCAACAAAACCCAGGUGUUCAGUUUCUUCCAGACAGACCUGGGUGGCUUCCUCCCUCGCUCUGUGGUUGACUCGUUCUUCCCCUCCAGCAUGGCUGAGUUCUAUGGCAACUUGACCAAGGCUGUCAAAUCCCUCAAAGACCUUUGACACCAAGAGUUUAAAAGAGUUUCCUUCAGAGCUGAGGCCUGCUGACUGCUCAGGCCUUAGUUGUACCCCAAUCUUAUCAAACACCUGCUUUUUCUAAUUAGAUCUAAAUCCAUCAUUUACGUUUAACGACCAUUCCUAUAUUUCUGUGUGACUGCAGUAACACAGUAAACUGUUUGAGUCCAGUAAAUCUGGAUGUAAACAGUCAAGCCUACUUGUCAAGUCCUGCAAUAACAAUGUGGGCUUGCAUUUAACAACACCUGCAUCUUAAACGCUUUACAUCUCCAUUGGUGGGAUGAAUUGAUUGCCCCCAGUCUAAAUAAAGAAACAGUAUAAAUGUAAAAUUAGAAAAUUGUACAUGUGCUAUAUGUACAGAACGCUGAGAGACCAGAAGUUUUCCCUCUUCUUAUACUUGCAUACUUCAGUGUGUACACUAAACAUGCAUGUUGCAUGGACCUUAUGUACCCUUUGCUGGUAUCAGAGUACUGACUCGUACCUCAUAUUUAGUUGUUUUGUGUUGUAUUUGAAAUGUCAUAGUUUUGCGUCUCUGCGUAAACCUCUUUUAUCAGCACACUGAAGCAUAGGUUGGCCUUUUAAAAACAAAGGGCAGAUAAAGAAAAGAAUACUUUUUGGGUGGGACAUGAUUAGUGUUGCUCAAGUGAGCAGGAAACCUUUUUUUUCAUGGCAUACGUUUCUGAAUGACUUUUACCUUUCUUUUCUUCACAUACAGUCGCUGAAACUCGUCGUGCAGGUUUCAGAUUAGAACCAGACAAACUCAGCUUACUGGGCUAGCUUUUCUGACUACUUCAGCUGUCAAACGUGGUCACCAGCUGACAGAAAAGGGACAGUUCACCCAAAAUCAAAAAUACAUAUCUUUCGCCUUACCUGCAGGGCUAUUUAUCCAUCUAGAUUAUUUUGGUUUGAUCUGCAGAGUUCCAGAGACACCGGCUGUGGUGAUUUCUUCCUUCUCUUGAACAACUAGAUGGCACUUGAUUUAUGGUGCUCAAAAAACCAAGAAAGUACAUCUGAAAAACUCAAUAACAAUCAUGACCUGGUGACUCAAGUCUCAGUUUUAUGUAGAAAGUAUUUUUGUUCUACCAAACUAGACUCAAUCACUGCCCAAAAGGGAACCACUCAUGGACAAGAAGCCUGUGCUGUCGAUGGAUAAUUAGCAUUACAUAUAAGAGGAAAAAUGUGUAUUUUUGAUUUUAGGGUGAACUCUCUGUAAUCAUGGGCAUGUGACAUGUGACAUCUCAUGUAAAAUGGGCAAAUGCCAAUCACAUAUUUUAAGAUACACUAAGAUACAACUAUUGUGGUGAAAUAAGGUCACUGCAUGUGUAAAAUAACAUGAUCAGACGUCAAUUUGCAGUAGCUGAUACUGUAAGAAAAUACACUAACCCUUGUUAUGGACUUAACCAGCAAAUUAUGUGACACAUGCUGGUGGAGUUUCCUGGCAACAUCAGGUCAAGUUUCUUUUCUUCAACAUGCAGAGAGGCUGUCUGCUAUCCAUAUAUUGUGGUAGUGGUCAGCUCCGGUCUGUACAGUGUUUGUACAGUUUCUCUAAAGGCGGCCUGAACAUCUACACAAUGUAGUUAAUGAUAGUGGCUUGGGGGGGAAAAAUGGGGAAAUGCGUUUGUGGAUGUGUCCUUUAGGGUGGUCUUUAAUUCUUAGUUUAAACUUUAUGACAUGUGUAAUAACUGGACAUCCACACUGAUCUUUGGCUUUUUUUUGUUGUUGUUGUUUUUUUUAAAUCAGACAGGGUCUCUUGUGUAUCUGCACACUACGAUCAAUGCCUAGAGCACAUGAAAGAAAUCUGAAAUCACCUCUGUAUUUAAUACCUUAUAAAUAUGAAAGUUGAUAUCGUAUUAUAUUUGCAUUAAUGUUUAUAGAAAAUAGCCAACUGCCAGAAUCCUCUUCAGGUGUUUAUAAACAUACAUAAAUGUACUGUACUGAACUAGUCUUCACUUUGGUAAGGAAAUGACAGAAUGCCACAUUUUAUCAUUUGAAAGACAUUUUCUAAGCUGUUCCGAUCAUUCCAUCUUCAUUAAGGUUGAAGUGGACAGUUCCUGUGGCUUCUCUCGCUGAAUCAAUUGGAUCAAAGAUAUUGCUUGAACAUACACAGAACUUAAUAAAGAGAUCCUUUGGUAUGAAGUAAAGAAAUAAAGAUGAUUAUCUGAGGGAGGGAAGGCUGGAUGAAAGAUUUCAUUUGUGUAGUGAACCACUGGUGUACCCACUUGCUCCACAGCCUUCUUCUUCUUCUUCUUCUGUAUGAUAAGCCAUACAUGCUGGCAUGUUUUAACCAGUCUGUUUUAGAAGUAUCAGGAUUCUUUUAAAAUGUUUGGCACUUUACCUGUAACAUCUUUUUAUCUCACAGUGAAUUCAGUGAUUUUAAUGAAAUGACCUCUUUAUUGCAUUCCACCAUUUUCAAGUGAUAUCAGAUUGAGAUGUUGCUGCUUACAUAUGGAUAUAAAGGCAUGUUCAUGUGUGUUUUUUUUUUAAUGAAAGGAAUUAUCUCAAUGUUACGGAGCAACAGAGAGGCUGUAUGGAGAGAAAAUAAUAAAUCAGGGACACAUUUGUAUGUCAAGUGCAUGACUUGUGGGCACGACAGUUCAACAGACCCAUCUUCUGUCAGUGUUAAGUAAUGGGAGGUUCUGUGAGUGAACGGUUUGAGUCAUGCUUAGAGACUGUAUUAUGUCUAGCUCAGGUUGUAUUUGUGUUUGUCUUAAAGUUGUUGACUGUGAACUGAAGUUUACCCAGUAAAUACUUCAACCUCUUCAGCUUUCACAGCUCAUCCUGGAGUGUCUCUGACUGAGACAGUGUGGACACGUCUCAUUACUCAGUACUGAUUAGCAAAGGCGGUCUGUUGUGCUUACGUGACAUACACUAUAUAGACAAAAGUAUUGGGACACCUGACCAUUACACCAACGGAGACUUUGGUGAUUCUAAUGGCAUGGAUGCCAGUGUGGAGUUGGUCCCCCCCUUUGCAGCUGUGGCAGCUUCCACUCUUUUGGGAAGGCUUUCCAUGAGAAUUUGUAAUGUUUCUGUGGUGGAAUUUGCCCAUCAAUGCAGUGGAGUGUUUGUGGGGUCAGGCACCGGUGUUGGACAGGGCGGCCUGACUCACAAUCUCUGUUCAGAUUUGUCCUGGGUGGUGGGCCAGUCAAGUUCUUCCACACCAAACUCAUCCAACCAUGUCUUUAUGGACCUUACUUUGUGCACUGGGGCACAGUCAUGCCUGAGUCCACAAUGUUUUGGUAUGCUGAAGCAUUAAGAUUUCCCUUCACAGGAAGUAAGAGGUAUAUGAUAUUAGCCCAACACCUGAAUUCAAUAAUAAAGUGGGUCCCAAUAUUUUUGUCCAAGUAGUUUAUAUACUCAGUGUCCACUCCAGGGCUCUGUACAGUGCAUAUACAGGUAGCUGCUAAAGUGGAAGAAACACCCAUCUAUGUGAGGAAUAAAAAGUGAAUAAGUAAAGCAAUUACCAGUCACCUUACCAAACUCCUCUACUUCAUCAGGAUUAAAAGAUUUGUAUAGAUUGACCAGUGGUUUUUCAGGAUCAAUUGAUUAGAAAUCAAGGAGGUCGAUUUGGAACUGAUAAACAUUUGCAGUAACCAGUGAUGUGAAUAAGUACAGUUCAUUGAAGUACUACCACUUGUACUUCUAUUAUUAGCAUUUCCAUUUUCUGCUACUUUUGCUAUUACUCAUUAGUUUGCAGACUAAGACUAUUAAUACAAAGUAAAAUUACUUUUACUUCCUAUUACUAAGAAUUACUUAAAAUUUUAAAUUAAUCUCAUAACAGAUUCAGUCUAUCCUGUUCCAUUUUCCUUGCAUGCAUUUACACCUGCAAGUACUGCAGUUCUACCUGAUCCAGGUACCAAAUAUAACAUCAUAAUACUAGAUGGGUCCUUCUGCCACUUGUAGGAAUCUCCUGCUGGGAUGUUUUGAUGACUGCCACCCAGAACUUGUGACAUAUCUGCAGAAUCACCAGCAGCUUUUUGUUACAUUUCUACUAGUUUUAAACUAAACUCCAUCUUUUGAACCAGUCCAGGUCUCUCUUUAAUGUAAAUUUUACUUCAAAGUCCUCUGACCCACAGGAAUCACAACUCGUUAUCAUGGAAAAAAUACUGUCCAUGAAAAUUGACUUAUGUUGCAGCAUGUGAUCCUGCAUUGAUUUACUCAUCAUGUGUUCUCUGACCUCAGUGAACUUUGUCUAACAAGCAUCUCACUGUAUCCACAAUGACAAGUGGUCAAAGAGCAUGUGAACUAUGGCAGUACCAGUCCUAGUUAAACCCUGAAGUAUUACGCUUGUGACUGUGAUGACCGUUUUGACCACCAGUGAGACUAAAUAACCAGAGUUAAGUUUGUGUCCCGUGACUGAGACAAUCCAAAGUUUCCUUCUUGUGGUCCAAUAACCAGAUCAGCCAUUUCUUGUCACCUGUGUGGGAUUAGUUGCAGGUUUUCUGUCUUGGGUACUUUAAUGAGCGGUAGAGCACCGUCUGUGUAAAAUAAUACAUGUCAAAUGUUCAUAAUGUCCUCCUCUUACUGAGAUUUAGUGCUGCUGCUCUUAACAUUGAGUUUUACGUGUCUUGUCAGAACACUUGAAACCGUUUAUGUUGUACUGUUCUGCACCCAGUUAGUUUUGUAUUUCACCAGCAUUAAAAUGAUUAAUAAGAAAA